GUUAGAGCCCGAGUGCCGGGAAGUAUAUACUCAGACCUGAGACGUGAGGGCGUACUUAAGGAGUCCCUACUGUCCGGCGAUAAUAAUGUGAAGUAUCGGUGGGUUUCGUACGACAACUGGACGUUUGAGCGCAAAUUCAAUGCGCCGACGACCAGACCGGACCUUUGGAUGACGUGGACUCUUGAGACACCGUUGAUCCGGACUUUUUCGCAGGCAUUGGUACGGAUUCAGGCGCCCAACCCGUCAGUUCACGGGGUGGACGUAAUCGGGCACUAUUGGCCGGCGCCGGAUUGGCUGGUGGUACUAAAAAAAGCCGACCCUGGUGUUUUGAUCGUAUCCCGUGAAUCGCAGCCAUUAAGUGGCAAUGACUACCAGUCCCAGAGACUCAACAAUGUCGGUGCCAUUCAGCCAAAGACCAUCAUUAUAAGCAAUGUUGGCAAUAGUGGUGACGACCAGUCAUCCUCUGGUGCCGACAGCACAGGUAACCCAAUGCGUGACGUUAUCAUGAAUGUAAUCCACAGUCAGCUGAGACAAGCGGCUGCGGAGGCCAACGGCACGGAUGGCAACGGUAUUCCCGAAAUGGUAUUCACAGACCCGGAGCAACACAUCUCUGGCCAACAACAACAGCAACAACAACAACCCCAACAACAACGACCACAACAACAGCCUGCGCUGACCGCCGGCGCCGGCAUUAUCGAGAGAGUGUACACAAUGCCGGCCACAACCCGACUGAUUCGCACCGAACAACAAUCGGACGGCCAGUCGGACGCCAAACACUUUUACAUACCGUUCCGCUCGGCAUCGAAGGCGUCGGCCAGUAUGUGGAGAAGUCCGUUGCCGUUCUUCCGGCAGCCAAUGGGCGGAGAGGGCCACCCGUGCCAGCACGGCAUGAAUGGUAUGCGCCGACAGCGUAAGGGCAGAAACAUGAGACGGAGA
Medioppia subpectinata is the source of this 936-nucleotide messenger RNA. NCBI's taxonomy places the organism in Eukaryota, Metazoa, Arthropoda, Arachnida, Sarcoptiformes, Oppiidae. The record is from the annotation of a GenBank genome assembly.